GUUUAACAGCAAUUCCUCCAUUCAUCUCCAAGAUCUGAAAUGCCCCGUUAAUUCUCUCUCUCUCUCUCUCUCUCUCUCUCUCUGCUUUCUCUCUCCCCCUGUGAAUCACCAGAGGUACUCUCUUUUCCAGUUUGGCUCUGAUUUUUCUAUGCUGAAUUUACUGGAUGCCUUGAUUGUAUAUUCGCAAUCAAAUUUCGGAUUGUUAGGUCAAAUGAGAUGAUAGAGGGGGAGGGGGCUGAGGAGAAACCAAUCUCUGCGUUCUCCUCUCCGUCUGAUCCGCCGCACGAUCGAGAAUCGGACGGUGGAGAUGAGUUGUCGGACUACUCCUCUUGCGGAGGCGAAUCGGAGUUCGAUAGGUACUGUAGCGCCAACUCAGCUAUGGGCACCCCUAGUUUUGGUGGCAGCUCAUUUCAUGAAUCUGAUUUCGGGUCGUUGAAAAGCUUCAAACUUGGGGCUGAAAACCCUAAUUUGAAGAAUUCUGGGGUCGAGAGGGUGUUGUACGGUUAUCGGGGGGGAUCCGAGAGUGGGAGUUGCUCCGGUAGGGGAGAUGAGUUUUCGAUUGAUGGGAAGGAUAAGGGGAUGCUGAAUUCGUCUUUGAGUAAUGUUGAUUUUGAAAGAAAUUUUAGUUUCGAGAAUAAUUGGGGGAAUAAGGAUGUAAUUGGGAAUAGUGAGGGAAGUGCAACAAUCGCAGGCGAUUUUCCGGAUAUUGGAGAUGUUAGGAGUGGUGAGAGAGGGUUUGAUGAGAGAGAAGAAUUGGAAAAUGAUGGAGGUGAGUGUACGAACCUAUCAAAUGAGGAUGGAACUUCGUCGAAGUAUGAGCAUUCGGAUGGUGACGAUUCGAUGUUUGGAUGUGGAAGUGAUGAUGAUCGGAAUACUAACACGUACUUUGGGAAUAAUUUACCUUUUCGUGGUGAAGAAAGUGUGAGAAAAGAAAAUCAGUUGACUAUGAAUUCUGCUGUGGCCUUUGGUGCUGAUGAUUGGGAUGAUUUUCUUGAAGAAACCAGGGAAAAUUCUACAGGUACAAUUGUUUGGGAUGGAAUUCGGGCUGAAAGACAGAAUGGUAUUGACUCUUUAAGCUACACUUCUGAUAAGUCUGUUGCACAUUCUAAUAUAAUUUUCGAAGGACGAGAGAGUGAGGUUAGAAGUACUCCUGCAGCUUCUAAUCAAGUUGGAGCUAGUUGUAAAUCUGCGGAGACAAAUGUGAGUGCUUUAUCCACAAAUUCAGCCAAUGUUGUGAAACUCGAUGUAGUAUCUGAAGAUGCGAUAGGUGUGCUUGCUUCAAACAAUCAAGUCAGUGAUAUCGAUGAAUUGAAUGAAUAUCUUGGAUACAGCCCCUGUCACAAUAUUUUUCAAAUAAAUGUGGAUCCACUGAAACAAGAAGCAUCUACAAAUGAGUUAUCGAGAACUGUUGGAACUGAAUUAGAAAUGGACAUUCAAGACACGCCUACGAGUGAGAUCAUGGCCAUUCGUCAGGAUAUUCUAUUAAGGAACGAGAAUUUACACGAAACAAAAAUAGAAUUGGACCCUGUUUCUGUAUCUGUGGAGAAUCUCCAUAUCGUGGUUCCAGGAACAAGUAAAGAAGAUAAAGAGGCCAAAUUAUUUGGUGACGCGUUAGUUGAUACCACUACAAGUGACACAGCCAAGAAGAGAUUUUAUUCUGCAUUGGAUCAAAUUGACGAUCAUUUUGUGCCGGUUAAGACAAGGGAUUUCGAGUUGAAUGAUUUGUAUGACGAAAUUGUUAAUGAUAUGGAAGAUAUAUUACUUGACUCGGUUGAGUCUCCCGUUUCUAGGUUCAGCCAUGGUUCCAAGAUAUACCAACGCCAAUUUACUCGACCAUCAAGAGAUGGCGGCUCUAGUGCUUCUACAUCUGGCACAGAUCAUGCUUAUAACUGGAUUGAUCAACCUCUUAGAAUCGAUAAAAUCGAGGUUGUGGGCACAAGGCAAAAGAAAGGGGAAGUUUCAUUCAGUGAGCGACUAGUUGGAAUCCAAAAAUACACAGUGUACAAGAUAAGAGUGUGGAGCGGUGAAGAACACUGGGAAGUGGAGCGUCGUUAUCGUGAUUUUAGUAUUCUGUAUUAUCGAUUGAAGAAACUAUUUGCUGACCAUGGUUGGACCCUUCCUUCACCCUGGUCUUCUGUCGAAAGAGAAUCAAGAAAGCUUUUUGGUAAUGCAUCUCCAGAUGUUGUUGCAGAUAGAAAAGUUCUAAUCGAAGAGUGUUUACAAUCUGUUAUCCACCCGAAAUUUUCGUCCAGCUCACUCAAUGCUCUCGUCUGUUUCCUUUCUUCAUCAGAAGUCCCUGAUUCUCUUGAAUCUGAUAAAAAUGUAACACAGUCACCAGUUCUCAAUAAAGGCCCACAGAUGGAAAAUCUUUCCUCAUUGGGAAAGACCAUUUCACUUGAUGUUGAAAUUCACCCUUUAAAAGCAACCAAACAGAUGCUAGAUGCACAACAUUAUAGAUGUGCAGGAUGCUAUAGAAAUUUUGACGAUGGAGUAACAAGAGUGCAGGAAUUUGUACAGGCACUAGGAUGGGGCAAACCUCGUCUUUGUGAAUACAGUGGCCAGUUAUUCUGCUCGUCGUGCCAUAAUAAUGAUACUGCUGUAUUGCCUUCCAGAGUUCUGCAUUAUUGGGAUUUUACUCGAUAUCCGGUAUCCCAACUGGCUAAAUCAUUUUUGGAUUCUAUUAAUGACCAGCCAAUGCUUUGUGUGAGUGCCGUUAAUCCUUUCCUAUUUUCAAAAGUCCCAACGUUGCAGCACGUUGCAAAUAUCAGAAACAGAAUAAGAGCAAUGUUACCAUAUGUUCGUUGUCCAUUUCGUAGAUCCAUAUAUAAAGGUCUCGGAUCUCGGAGGUAUCUUCUUGAUAGCAAUGAUUUUUUUGCUCUAAAAGACCUCAUCGAUCUCUCCAAGGGGGUUUUUGCAGCAUUACCAGUCAUGGUUGAAACCGUCUCUCGGAAAAUUCUAGAACACAUAACCGAACAGUGCCUUGUAUGUUACGAUGUUGGUAUUCCCUGCAGUGCUCGACAAGACUGCAUCACUCCACUUUAUCUCAUUUUUCCCUUUCAGGAAGGAGAGGUCGAAAAGUGCAGAUCUUGUGAAUCGGUUUUCCACAAGGAUUGCUUCAAGAAACUAGCUACUUGUCAUUGUGGUGCUCGUUUCAAGAAAGACGAGAUGAAGCAGAGUUUGAAUAAUGAAAUAAUACAUAAUAAUGUUGAUAGCAGUUUGAAUUUAACCGGAGGAACAUCGGAACCCAGUAGUGGACUUCUUGCCGGCUUGUUCUCCAAGGUGGUUUCCAUUAGGUUCCAGAAUCUUAGAAACGAGGAGUCGAAAGAUAACGUUAUUUUGAUGGGUUCAUUACCAAACACCUCCCUCUGAAACUUCAUCGUAUGGGCUUGUUGAAGGUACUUGAUGUUUUUACCUCCCGUUUCUUAAUUCAUACACCGUAAUGUACUGUUUUGCUAUACUGUCUCGAAUUAGUCAUCAUCUACCAAGUGUAUUCUUUUUGACCUAGUUGCGGUGUAGGUUUGAUUUUCUCUGUAUAUACAAUGUUUCAAAGUGUAAAUGUGUUUUUGUAUGAUGGAUUUUGGCGAUAAAUGUUUUUGGCUAA
This is a messenger RNA of Erythranthe guttata (spotted monkey flower), 3601 nucleotides long. Its product is annotated as Phox (PX) domain-containing protein. Lineage: Eukaryota; Viridiplantae; Streptophyta; Magnoliopsida; Lamiales; Phrymaceae. The record is from RefSeq and is a predicted model, not a curated record. Gene Ontology annotation, molecular function: phosphatidylinositol binding.